AUCCCAGACUCCAGAGGGCCAGAGCCAAAUCCUCUUAAGGCAGGCUGCAAAAGACCAAUCUUUAUGGAGGUGAGGAAGAUAAAGAGCGAGAGAGUAACAGAAGAGAGAGAGCAUGAAGAUGAUACCAUAAACACAGUUUUGUUCACGGCUGGCGCAGCUCUUCUAAUGGCGUGUUUGAAACGCGCCAUGAUAACGUGUCUAGUCGAGCAGUGGCGCGCGUGGGUGUUUCUCGUCCUCAACCUCGUCCUCUUAGCCAUUUUUUUCACGUCUAUACGCUCAGGCGCCGCCUCCAACGAAAGCCAAGAAUGCAAUGUGGACGAUGUGGGACUGAAGAAGACUGAAAGGAAGAUGAGUGGGCGGCAAUGUACAUGGCCAGCAGCAGCAGCACAAGUUGAAGAACAUAAAGACAGCUGCCACAAAAUGUAUGAGAAAAGAAGUUUGGGGAAUGAUGAGCAGCCUGCAGAGCGAGUUGAAGACGACGUCGUCGCAGAGGCUAAUCCAAUAAGGCUGUCAAAGGAGGAGCUGAAUAAGAGAGCGGAAACUUUCAUUGCCAUGUUUCGGCAGCAUUUGGUCACAGACGCUGAGAAAGGUAGACGCCAGUUCUUUUACGAACCGGAAGGAGCUCAAAUUUUGAACUUUCAACAGGGGUCUAAAGCGACUCUUUCCCCUCAGGGGGUCAAGUGUUAAAUGCGGAAGUUUAAGGGUGCAUUGUUAUAUUAAUAUGAAGUUUAGGGGUUAAAUAAUAUAUUUGGUAUUAUUUUUGAGGCAUUUGUCAUGUCAAAUUUUUGUUUUUUUGGUAGUCCCAUUCACAGUAAAAACCAAACUAUCAAACUGUUUUUGAUGCGGACUGAAUAGAAAGAAAACUGCUUAUUAAA
Messenger RNA from Corylus avellana, 875 nucleotides. Its product is annotated as Putative membrane lipoprotein. The record is from RefSeq and is a predicted model, not a curated record. Lineage: Eukaryota; Viridiplantae; Streptophyta; Magnoliopsida; Fagales; Betulaceae.